Cottoperca gobio is the source of this 889-nucleotide messenger RNA. RefSeq names its product lysozyme g-like. Gene Ontology annotation, molecular function: lysozyme activity. The transcript has 5 exons. Gene Ontology annotation, biological process: defense response to Gram-positive bacterium; peptidoglycan catabolic process. The record is from RefSeq and is a predicted model, not a curated record. Lineage: Eukaryota; Metazoa; Chordata; Actinopteri; Perciformes; Bovichtidae. Gene Ontology annotation, cellular component: extracellular region. The coding region runs from base 148 to 738 and encodes 196 amino acids.
UAGAAUAGCAUUCAAUUCGAAACUGAAAUUAAACAUUCAGAGUAUAAAGGCGUCCUAUCCUGCAUGUUUGCACAAAGGAGAGGACAGAAGAGACAUUGUGUACAUCUCUCGCUUUCCAGUUUCAAGGGGACCAUCUGAAGAAGAAAAAUGGGUUAUGCAAACAUAAAGGAUGUUAAAACUACUGGUGCCUCUGGGAGAACAGCUCAGCAAGACACGCUGGGAUACUCAGGUGUGAGGGCAUCUCACGCCCUGGCAGAGACUGAUGCCGGCAGAAUGGAAAAGUACAGGUCUAAAAUCAAGUCAGUGGGAAGUCAAUGUGGAGUUGAACCAGCUCUCAUUGCUGCUAUCAUCUCCAGAGAGACCAGGGCUGGAAGUGAACAUGUAUUACAUAACGGCUGGGGAGACUAUGACUCAGCCAGAGGAGCAUAUAACGCCUGGGGACUGAUGCAGGUUGAUGUUAAUCCAAAUGGAGGUGGACACAAAGCAGUUGGUGAAUGGGACAGUGAGGAACACCUGCGCCAAGCCACCGGAAUCUUGGUUUAUUUUAUCGAUCGUAUCCGCAACAAAUUUCCUAACUGGAGCAGAGAGCAGCAGCUGAAAGGAGGGAUAGCAGCCUACAAUCAGGGGGAUGGAAAUGUUCACUCCUAUGAUAACGUGGAUGAAAACACAACUGGUGGAGACUACUCCAAUGAUGUUGUUGCCAGAGCUCAGUGGUACAAAAGCAAUAAAAACUUUUAAACCUGCAGCUGCCCACAAGCUCCUAAAAUCAUAUGUGAAACAUUGUAAUGUUUAUCAAAACUUAAGUUAAAUAAACAUAAUGCAAAACAAAACCAUGUCUGUAAUGAGUGCAAUAUGAAAAAACAUCCAGACGUUUUUCAGUGUCCUUCAA